Messenger RNA from Mycena indigotica, 3579 nucleotides. RefSeq lists its product as uncharacterized. NCBI's taxonomy places the organism in Eukaryota, Fungi, Basidiomycota, Agaricomycetes, Agaricales, Mycenaceae. The coding region runs from base 1 to 3579 and encodes 1192 amino acids. The record is from RefSeq and is a predicted model, not a curated record. The transcript has 9 exons.
AUGGAAGGGUCGUCUGCUGCUCAGACCGCGUCACUACCUCGCCUUAGGCUUUCAAGACAGCCUUUUGUCCCGGUGGCAGGACAUUCCGAUACUGACGAAGAUGCUGGGCCGUCGCGUCACCCACAACAACAACAAGACCUUGAUGAUACCCAACCUACUCCACGAAUAAACAAUAUUCAUGCUACGGAACCUGCGGAUCGUCUACGAGCAUUACUCGCUCUAACCAAGUCACCGCGCCCUCCAUCUCCCUCUGAUGUCGAGUCCGACUUCGAGCCACCCCGGUUUAGUCCGAGAGAGAGCCUGAAGGACAUGUUUUCACGCGUUUUGGCCGACACACCGACCAAAAGAGUGCGCAGGGGCAGUACGAGCGAGGUGGAAGAAGGGCCCAGUAGCGGGAAACCCAAAGGGAAGCGGAAAAGCCUCAGCGAUGAAGAGGCCUCUUUUUCCCAGCACACUGCAGAGACGACCUCCUCCCAAGCAGCCACAUACGACACCCUGCGUGCAAAGCUCGACAAUUCCCACACACCACUCAAACAUCAACCAGUCCCCUCCGCGUUUUAUGACACCUCUAAUGCAGACGUAUCCGCCGAGACUGCUGGCUCUCAUUUCAUGGAAGGGACCCAACCAAUGGCGACAAGCACUCCCCCACACUCAUUGGAGAUCUCGCAAAACUCCAAAUUCCAGGCGACCAAUCUCAUGGAUAACGACUCUGAGAUGGACCAUUUUAUCAAGGAUCUUGACAGCUAUGAGGGCGAUUCAGGACCGAACUCUCGUCCAAGUAUGUGGCCCUCUAGUGUCAAUGAAGUCAUAACGAGCCAACCUUUGCAGUCUCAUUCCCUGCUCCCCGCGGACGACCGCCUCGCCCAGGAUCGUCUACUGCUGAUAGGAAGUCAUUCCAUGGUUCCACUCCUGUCUCUCGUGCCAGGACCCAGUCUGGUCACGAAGGUAUCACCACUUCCGCGCUUUUUCGUGGAUUCCACUGACUGGAUCGAAGUACACGACUCUCCAGACCAUCUCCACGACCUCGAAAGAAAGUGGAAUCAGCACCAUCUGAAGCCUACCGACAAGAACCAUUCUCCGAUGGUCGCCGUAAAUGGGCACGUUCGUGCGAGAACACGAAGCAGUAGCUCUUUGCACAGUUUAGACAGCGGCGGCUCUUCCUCUAGGGGCACCUCGACAACUUCACAAUCAGACUACAAGGAGCGGAUGAUGGACUUUGAGAAGGAGAAAGCCCAUGAAAGAGAACAAGGCUGGAAUAAGCGAUAUUCCUUACACGCUAGUUCGACUUCAAGUCUGCUGCCGCCUGUCGAGCGUACCCGGAAAUUGAGCCAUCCUUCUCGACCUGGCUCAUCACUGUCUCUCCAUUCCCCAUCCCGGGGCGCGUCUCCUGCCUCCGCUGCUACCUCACCAACAACAUCGGAUGAAGAAGAGCGUGUGCAUCAUGAAAUCGACCACGAGCGGGAAAGAAAUUGGAAUGCACCGAAGCCCAAGUGGGGGAAGCAUGAACGUAUCCAGCAUGCCCAUCAUCGCUCGCCAUCUCCUCUACCAGCUUCUCCAGUUGCAUCAACUUCGCGUCCAGAACGAUCACGUGUUGACAGUCUCACUCGUCGAGCAACUCCGAAGGGAGAAUCUCUCACUGUGGCUCGUGUCAGUCCAGUCCCCACUUCCACAAGCACACUUCGGCAUGUUCGGUCCAAGUCCUCGAUAUUGUCCCCCACUCAACAAAGGCCACUGAGCUACCCAGCGCGACCCAACUCGCCACUCCCCCCUCUUCAGACGCCCUCAAAAUUCGCUGGACAAUCGGUCACUCAGCUCACUUCACCUGAACCCGAGCCAAGUCGUUCAAGGCUACGAUCGUCACCGUCGCCGGUAAUCUCCACCCGGCCUGCAAAUUCUGCGAAUCGCCAUUCGAUGAGCCAUAUUCCUGUCCUUUCACGAUCACCAAUGAAGCCUAUUGGGAAAGCGCCAGCCAAUGGAUUGAACCGACCUGUUGCCGAAUUUCCGCCACACACUGUGACACCAAGUAUAGUCGAGCCGCCCAUGCAAUCUGAUAUGGAGGAUCCCCCAGAUGCUGCGACACCCGAAGAUGACGGAACUCCCGUCGCUGCCCCAGUUAUUUUACCAAAACACAGUCCCAGUCCUUCUCCCCCCAGACGUAUUGCUACACCUGAAGAGGACGUGCAGCUUCAGAAAGCACUUUCAAUUCCUCCGCCUCCCUCUCCGCCUCCAUCGCCACCACACGCUGAGCCACAAAUUGCCGAGCCACCGACGAUGUUAAGUCUUUUGUCAACUCCUCCCAGACGACCAUCCUUCCACAAUUCCAAGUUGGAUUUCAAAACUCCAUCACCUCCCCAUGACCUUCCUGAACUACCAGAACCCUCUUCGUCGGACGAAGACACGGAAACAGAGCGUCAGGCUCUGACCCCCCUUCGAUUUUCGGAAAUGACAAUGAAGACCCCGAAGCCGCCUGGAGGGUGGUAUACCCCUGCAAAGGCGGAUAGCGAAAGUGAUUCACAGUACGAGGGUGGUCUCGCCACGCCAGGCCCUUCGCUUUCCCGAGCGUCAGCAUUUCCUGCUGUUACUCCACAUGCACCUGGUGGUUGGAUCAAUACGCCUAUGCGCAAGAGUGUGCUCCAAGUCAGGUUUGACGAGAAGCCGUCUGAACUUGAGUUGUCGGCUACAGAGGAGUCGGUCAAUGGUCACUCAGAGGAGGUCUCGGAUAUUGGUCUAGCGACGCCUGUGGAGGAGAAGGAUCACUUCAACGAGCGUCCUCCUGAGACUCCUCCGCCAGUUUCCCCAGCGAAGAGUCCCCGACGAUCACCUACGAUCCAUUUUGUCGAUGCCUUUGGACGUUCCACUAAACCGAGUCCCAAGCAAAGUCGCAAGUCGAAGAAUAGCCUCAAAAACCGCAAAAACUCCGUUCGGUAUCUGGACGCCAUGGGCCAGGAAACCAAAACAGAGAUCAAGGAAGAGGUGAUGGUGGCACCUUUAGACAAGUCCAACGCUCUGAACUUUGUCCGCAAUGGAGUCAGUGAUCUGGCCAGUGGGUUGGAUGACAUGGAUUUAUCCGCUGAUAUGUCAGAACUGGAUAAGGAGCGCAUCCUUGAACUUAACAACGAAUCGCGAGCCGCAAGGGCCGCGAGAAACGAUCUAGAGGAGGCAUAUCGUCGGCAGUCGGCUCAGCUCCGAGCAAGUAUGCUUCGCAGCAAACUCGCAAUUGAAACCGUUCGAUCGCCCUCACCAAGAAUAUGGCUAUGGUCAAUCCUCAUUAUGUCCCAAGCACUAUUUAUAUUUUUGCUUUAUCGAUACCAAACUCGGAAGGUGCAUGAAUUGUACCUUACGACUUACUAUGACCCACUCUACCCCGAUCUCCACCACAUCUAUGGCAACAAAUAUGACCUUUUCGCAAUUCCUCGCACUGUAACAUCCAUUAGGACUUUAUCAAACACAUUCUGGCAGGAGGGGCUAUGGGCCGUUAUGGGCAACCUUUUCGACACUGGUGGGAUGAUUCUUUCACAGUGGCAGCGAGACGCAUGGAGAAGAUGGGGAGCACAAGAUAUACCAUGGCCACCUACCUAA